GCCUCGCGGGCUGAUUGGAGGGACGGCGGGGAAGGGGAAGGCCGCUGUGGGGUCGGGGGUGUCAGAGAUGGCGGCUGCGAGCCGGGAGAAGGAGCUGGAAAGAGAGAGGCUAAAGGAGACAGUUAGGCUCCGCCUGCAGGAGUUGGAUGUUGGAGACAAGUUCUCCCACUUGCCGCUGCGUAAAGCCUCUGUGCUCCUGCCGCUGACGAUCAGGGCGGGGAAGCUGCACUUACUGCUCACCGUCAGGUCGAUGCAGCUGAGAAGAUCCCCAGGGGAAGUGUGUUUUCCAGGAGGUAAAAGUGAAGCAGCUGAUAAAGAUGAAAUUGAUACAGCUCUCCGAGAAGCUCAAGAAGAAGUGGGACUUGAGCCAGAGAAGGUAGAAGUCAUCUGUAGGCUCGUGCCUGGAAUUGAUAAAAUGAAUCACUUGGUAACACCAGUUGUAGGGUUUAUAGAGCAUACAUUCCAGGCCACUCCUAAUCCAGAUGAAGUGAGUGAUGUUUUUGUCGUGCCGCUGGAGUACUUCAUCGAGCCCUUAAAUCACAAGACCUUGCCUUAUAAAAGCUCAUCUGGUUCCUUAGGUUGGAUGCACUGCUUUAUGUAUGAGGACCAGGAACAUAAAAGGUCAUACAAGAUAUGGGGACUCACUGCACACUUUGCUGUAUUUCUUGCUCUUGUAAUUUUUGGAAAGAGACCUACUUUUGAAGUUGAUUAUGAUCUUGACAACUUAAUUUCAUCUGCUGAGAAGAACUUCAUGAAUUUAUAUGCAUCCUUAUCUGAAAGAAAGAAAAGUAAUCUAUGACAACCUGGUCUGGCAAUAAAUUUAUAUUGAAGGAGGAAAGUGUUUUGUGUAUCCCCUUUGAUCUUAUCAUUUGUUUGGGUUUUGCACUUGAAUUUCUUCUCAGUUGGGAACUCACUAAAGUUUGUUUUUUAAAUAAUAUUUUUAAGUUGACCUGCCCUAACUAGAGUCAUAAAAAUUCUAAUCUGUUUGCCAAAAGCACGUGGUACUUUUGAUGGACUUUAAUGGAUAGCUUUGGAGGGUCUGUUUCAGUUUCUGCCUUUGUUCUAUGUGAUCUAAGACACUUUGGUGGUUUACCUUCUGUAUAAUGAGAUCAUACUAUUUUAUCUACUGUUUAUGUUUGAAUUGGAAGAUAAAAUCUUCGGGGGUCUGUCACUGUGUGGCAUACUAGAUACAGAUGGCAAUGCAUAUGGUCUUGGCAGUAUCCUGAAGCACUUCAGAAAUGCACAAUAAAAGUACAAAAGGUGGUGAGUGCC
Molecule: messenger RNA, 1272 nt
Organism: Pogoniulus pusillus (Red-fronted tinkerbird)
Lineage: Eukaryota; Metazoa; Chordata; Aves; Piciformes; Lybiidae
Gene: NUDT7
Product: nudix hydrolase 7
Exons: 4
Coding region: 68-799 (243 amino acids)
Biological process (GO): nucleoside diphosphate metabolic process; coenzyme A catabolic process
Molecular function (GO): coenzyme A diphosphatase activity; manganese ion binding; magnesium ion binding
Source: RefSeq, a predicted model, not a curated record